UGGCCUGUUUCGUUUCACGCAGGCGCAACGAAACAGUCUUCCUGCCACGAUAACCACGAGGGUUCGCAUAUGUUUUGAUUCAAACUCGACCUAAACAUUGCCAAAAUUAUCCUGUUUUGACGCAAACUCAAAGGUGUGCCGAAUGCUGGACUUGAAGGCGCUCGACUCGAUUUUGGCCGACCAGAGCUACCUGUCCGGCGCCUGUCCAGGCCAAACGGACAGUUUGACCUUCGAUCAACUGUCCAAUAAGUGUCCGUCAGACCAGUUUCCGCACCUUAAGCGUUGGUUUCGACACAUCGCCAGUUUCUCUGUUGGCGAACGGCUUUCUUUUCCAGGCUCUAAUUGCUCUAACAGUAAAAAUAACAAGGCUGCAAAAAUGAGUCUCAGUUGGGAGGAACGCAAAAAGCUGAUUGGCCGAAAUCUGCAAGAGAUUUUGGGCGAGGACAAAAUGACCGAAAUUCUGAAGAAUCCGGACAAGGAGUUCAGCAUCUACUGGGGCACGGCCACCACUGGUAAACCGCACAUCGCCUAUUUUGUGCCUAUGUCCAAAAUUGCCGAUUUUCUCCGAGCCGACUGCAGAGUAACAAUUUUGUUUGCCGAUCUGCACGCUUAUCUGGACAACAUGAAAGCGCCCUGGGACCUGCUGCAACGCAGGACUGACUAUUACGAGCAUGUGAUUAAGGAAAUGCUCAAGUCCAUUGACGUUCCCCUGGAAAAGCUCAAAUUCGUCCGAGGAACUGAUUACCAGCUUUCAAAAGAGUACACGCUGGAUGUGUACAGACUGAGCUCGGUAAUUACUGAGCACGAUGCCAAGAAAGCUGGAGCUGAAGUUGUGAAGCAAGUUGACCAUCCACUGCUCUCGGGAUUACUCUACCCAGGUUUGCAAGCUUUAGAUGAGGAAUAUUUGAAGGUGGAUGCCCAAUUCGGUGGUGUUGACCAGCGCAAGAUCUUCACCUUUUCUGAAAAGUAUCUGCCCCAACUUGGAUACCAGAAAAGAAUUCACCUUAUGAAUCCCAUGGUUCCGGGUUUGGCUGGUGGAAAAAUGAGCUCGUCCGAGGAGGACAGCAAGAUUGACAUUUUGGACUCACCGGCCAACAUUAAGAAGAAGCUUAAGAAGGCUUUUUGCGAGCCGGGCAACAUUGCCGACAACGGAGUUCUGUCCUUUGUCAAACACGUCCUUUUCUCCAUCUACAAACCUGGCCAGGGAUUUACAAUCACUCGAGCCCCAGAAAAUGGCGGAAGUGUCACCUUCAAUGACUACGAAAGCCUCGAAGCCACUUAUGCCAAGCAGGAGGUCCAUCCUGGAGAUCUGAAGGCUGCCGUCGAAGCUGAGCUCAACAAACUGCUCGACCCGAUUAGAAAGACCUUUGAAAGUCCUGAGCUGAAGAAACUUGUUGAGCAAGCCUAUCCUGCAGUUAGCAAAAAGGGAGGUGCUGCUGCCGCUGCUGGUGGAGAUGAAAUUGCACCUCAUAGGCUGGACAUACGAGUGGGAAAAAUUGUCGAAGUGUCUCGACACCCUGACGCAGAUGCCCUUUAUGUUGAGAAAAUUGAUGUUGGAGAUGCAGCUCCUCGUACAAUUGUGAGUGGCCUUGUUAAUUUUGUUCCCAUCGAAGAAAUGCAAGAGCGCAUGGUUGUCGUCCUCUGCAACCUGAAACCUGCUAAGAUGAGAGGGGUGGAGUCCUGUGGGAUGGUUUUGUGCGCCUCUGUUGAUGAGCCAAAAGCUGUUGAACCACUUGUGCCGCCAAAAGACUCCAAGCCUGGCGAUAAAGUCAGUGUCGAAGGUUACGAGGUUGGUGCAGCUGACGAAGUUCUCAACCCGAAAAAGAAAGUUUGGGAGAAGCUCCAGGUUGAUUUGAAAACGAAUGGAAAUUUGGAAGCUGUUUGGCAGGGCAACCCUUUAAUCACCAGACUGGGUAAGCUGACAUGCAAAUCACUGAAGAAUGCGCCAAUCAAAUGAAAGUGGAAUUACAUCAUGACUCAUGUACACUUAACUUAUUAAAGUGAUAACUUUUUUCUUAUUUUAACUAAAA
Molecule: messenger RNA, 2030 nt
Organism: Neocloeon triangulifer
Lineage: Eukaryota; Metazoa; Arthropoda; Insecta; Ephemeroptera; Baetidae
Gene: TyrRS
Product: tyrosine--tRNA ligase, cytoplasmic
Exons: 11
Coding region: 143-1957 (604 amino acids)
Biological process (GO): tyrosyl-tRNA aminoacylation
Molecular function (GO): ATP binding; tRNA binding; tyrosine-tRNA ligase activity
Source: RefSeq, a predicted model, not a curated record